UUUUUUUUUUCUGGGUUGAACACAACAUGGGAAAAAAGCGACGAAAGGUGGAGGACGCCCUGUUGUCGUGUGUGUGCUGGUACUGCGAGCGAGGCUUCCAAGACGAGACGGCGCUCAUCGCACACCAGCGCAACACACACUUUCAAUGCAAGAACUGCCGGAAGCGACUGACAACCGUCCCAGGCUUGGUGCGCCAUUGCAAGAUCGUGCAUGGAUACACGCUCGGACAUGUGGAGAACGCUCUUCCGCACAAGAGUCGACAGGUCGGAUUGAACAUCACGGGCAUGGCGGGCGUCCCUCCAAACGACUCGGACACUGGCAAUCAGCAAGAUGCGCCAUCGGGUGUUCCGUUUGGCGCAAGCGGCUAUGGUUAUGACUACGAGCACGACCACGACGCGCUGCAUGACGAUGAGGACGAGCUCAGUCAUGAAAAGAGCAACGAAAUUUCAAAGCGAUUCGCACAGUUUGACCCGCCAGCGUUUGCUGCUGUCGUGGCGCCAGAGCGCCCCCAAAUAUAUACCCGACAGCCAAACGAUGGUCUAGUCGCCGACGAAGAGCGAAACUGGUGGGCCGCAGCAGGCGCCCAGCUUCUUCCAUUCAUGGUUAAUGCUUUUGAUGCUCAUCAACAUCAGCAGCAUUACCAAGAACCAGGCCCUCCAUCGUUUCCGUUGGAGAGACAGCACCAGCAAGGCGAGAGCUCCACCGUCGGACUCGCAAUUGCAGAGCUGAAGCUCGCCGCACCGUUCUCUGAAGCGCAGUCUUCCGAUACGCUGCUGGUUUACAGCACCCAGCCAACUUCGAUGGAGGAGCGCCGUGCAUUGCUGCCCAAGUAUGGUCGAAUGCCAAGCCAUCAGCAAGUUGCCGCAAAUUGAUUGGUGCGGGUUUUUUGUUUUUGUUUUGGCAGGAUUGGAGUAUUUAUUUUGAAUAUUGGUGUCUCAAAUGUAACAACACUCAAAUUGAAAAGCAUCCCAAAAAAGACAGAGUCGACCACACCCACGCGCGAAUAGAAAUCC
This is a messenger RNA of Capsaspora owczarzaki ATCC 30864, 1013 nucleotides long. RefSeq lists its product as hypothetical. The transcript is spliced from 3 exons. Bases 27 to 872 code for a protein of 281 amino acids. Lineage: Eukaryota; Filasterea; Ministeriida; Capsasporidae. The record is from RefSeq and is a predicted model, not a curated record.